Rhizoctonia solani is the source of this 462-nucleotide messenger RNA. RefSeq lists its product as uncharacterized. The transcript has 4 exons. Lineage: Eukaryota; Fungi; Basidiomycota; Agaricomycetes; Cantharellales; Ceratobasidiaceae. The coding region runs from base 1 to 462 and encodes 153 amino acids. The record is from RefSeq and is a predicted model, not a curated record.
AUGUCCCAGCUCGUUCCAGAUGGCUUGUAUUUGAUCGAUAAGUCUGCUGCUGGUUUUGAGGGCAGUGCAUGCAUCGCAACAUCUUUUCCACACGGAUCAAAUCGUUUGUGCACAUCUAGCGCUCGCGAGGCAGGAGAGAAUAUGCUUAAAUGGGAAGUGAAGUUCGACAUGGACCAACAGGCUUAUACCUUCAGAAACCCGACCACUGGUCACUUUAUCUCAUUUGAUGGAGAACCAGACACCAACGUUCACUUAUGUGGGCAGGAAACACCACGGCUCUUUACUCUUACUCCAAGUCACGAGGGGAUAAACCGCAUCCAUAUACGUGCCAAAGACUCUGACACUGAUAUUGAUAACUCUCCCCUGAUGAUUUAUCCACCACUGCUAACUUUGCAAGCCACCGAUAGCCCGUUUACAGGAGGUAUAAGAGCCAAUUGGCAAUUCAUACCAAUAACAAUGUAA